AUGUUUCAAACAACAAAUGUAACCUCUUCUGCGGUCCCAAAUGCUGCUGUCGUUCAUCCUAGUUUUCAAAUAAUGAAUACAUCAAAUAAUCAUCAUACACAUGUACCAUCUUCUACUACGACAAAUCCUUCAUGGCGUUUAACAACACCACCACCAUCAGUUGUUUCAAUAUUAAAUGGAAAUUCUUCAACAUUUUAUAUAGCAACACAAUCGUCAACAACAACGAGUAAUAUUAUUCGUCAAUCUACACAGACAGUACGUCAUAUAACACCAUCAUUUACAAUAAUCAAUAAUAGUAAUACAACAAUAAGUGGACAAAUGCCAAUAAUAUCAUCUUCAAAUAUUAAUUUACCAUCGGACACUUGUGUUGAUACAUCUAUUCUUGGACGAUUGACAACAUCAACAGUUCAACGGCAACAAACACCUUGUGAAAAUUUUGAAGAACAGACCUCUUCACUAGGGAAUGAUAUAGAUAUAGAACGUACUCAACAAGAUUCUGAAAUUGAAUUAUUUGUAAAUAAUAUUGUAUGUUCAUUUGCACUUGGUUGUAAAUUGAAUCUACGUAAAAUUGCGACGGAAGCUGCAAAUGUUAUUUAUAAACGUGAUCAUGCGGCAACCAACGUCUGGGCAUCGGGCAAAGUGAUAGUAACAGGAACAACGAGUGAGGAUGAUGCCCAACGUGCAGCACGACGUAUUGCUCGAUGUUUACAACGGCUUGGAUAUAAAACCAAAUUUCGAAAUUAUCGAAUUGUCAAUUGCCUUGCAACAUGUACAAUGCCAUGGCCAAUUGAUAUUAUUAAAUUAAGUCGAAUGUAUCCAGAAUGUGUCAGUUAUGAACCCGAAAUUCAUCCGGGUGCUACAGUCAGAUUAAACAAUAAAGUUGUUCUCAAAGUUUUUACGACUGGUAGUGUUACAUUGACAGCGCCGUCCGUCGACCUUAUCAAUACGGCAGUAAAUGAAUUUUAUCCAAAAUUAUAUGAAUGUCGAAAAAUAACAAUGUUUUUAAGAAAAUGUUUUGGACUUUCUAUAAUAGGAAAACAAUUUGGAACAUGUUUAUAUCGACGAUUAAGUAUGACACCAUUAUCGACCAGUAUAUCUUCUUCAAUUGAAUAUCAACCUAUUAGAAUUCGUAUACCUUUACCUCAACAAUUACCAUCCAAACAAACAGUUCCGAUGCCUGCUACACUUCCAGCGUCGAUAACAACAACAAAUACAAUAUCUAUAUUAGAUAAAUGUUCUUUACAUGAUGAUCUUCUUUAUUAUGAUUGUCCAUCGAUAACAAAUGAAAAAAUUCAAUGUGCUUGGACAUCAACAAAUUAUCGUUAUAAACGUCAAAGACGUGUACGUAAUCAUCCGAGUCGUUUAACAAAUACUGUUGCAUAUCGUUCACGUCGUAUGCGUUUACAUCAUAAAAAGAAAUGGUUAAAAAAGUUUAAAUAUGAUUUACUUAAAAAAUUACGUGAAAAAAUAAAACGUCGAGGUAAAUUAUAUGAUAUGGAAAAUUCAAUUAUACUUGGUAAAGCUGAACAAUUCAAUGCUGAACAUUAUGUCAAACGUGAAUUAGAAAAAGCAAGAUUUUAUGGUUAUCGUGUAUCACCUAUUUAUGAUCAAAUACGAGAUCAGAUAAACCAUCUUAAAAUAGAAUAG
This is a messenger RNA of Rotaria sp. Silwood1, 1647 nucleotides long. The record is from the annotation of a GenBank genome assembly. Lineage: Eukaryota; Metazoa; Rotifera; Eurotatoria; Philodinida; Philodinidae.